Messenger RNA from Lachancea fermentati, 552 nucleotides. Lineage: Eukaryota; Fungi; Ascomycota; Saccharomycetes; Saccharomycetales; Saccharomycetaceae. The record is from the annotation of a GenBank genome assembly.
AUGCUUUCUGUUAGGUCAAUUGCAAGAGCAUUCGGUACUCGUGGAUUCAGAACUAUAUCUCCAGUAAUGUUUGAAGUCGGUGACAAAAUUCCAACCGGGAUCCCCGGUCUACAAGAGGGCGCCCCUAGCAACAAGGUCGACCUUGGCAAAGAGGUUGCCAAGGGCAAGAACAUCAUUGUGGGUGUUCCAGCUGCGUUUUCGCCAGCUUGCACUGCCACCCACGUUCCUGGGUACAUUGAGCACUUGCAAGACUUCAAGAAGAAGGGCUUCAACCAGGUGUUCGUCACUGCCGUGAACGAUGCGUUCGUGACCAAGGCAUGGAGCGAUUCCUUGCACUGCCCAGCUGACGUGCACAUCAUCGCUGACACCCAGGGUGAGUUUGCACGUGCCGGAGCCACGUUGUUCGAUUCCAAGGCCAUCUUCGGGAACGACCGUUCCAUCCGUUAUGCCCUCGUGGUCGACAACGGUGAGGUGGUCAAGGCGUUUGCCGAGCCAGACAAGACCGGUGUCAACGUGUCGUCUGCCGAGAACGUGUUGAAGAGCUUGGAUUGA